This is a messenger RNA of Callorhinchus milii (elephant shark), 410 nucleotides long. Its product is annotated as tetratricopeptide repeat protein 9C. Gene Ontology annotation, molecular function: protein binding. The record is from RefSeq and is a predicted model, not a curated record. Bases 33 to 410 code for a protein of 125 amino acids. NCBI's taxonomy places the organism in Eukaryota, Metazoa, Chordata, Chondrichthyes, Chimaeriformes, Callorhinchidae. The transcript is spliced from 3 exons.
GGUUCUGCUUCCGGGUCGGCCAGCGCUGGAGCAUGGAGGAGCCUGAGAGAGCGUCAGGGGCGGCUGCCAUAGCAACACAGGCUCUGAGAGGAGAGACGGUUGAGGAGAGACUCCAGAGAGCUGUUGGCUAUAAGGCGGAGGGGAACGAACAUUACAAGGCUCGGCGGCUGUCACAGGCCAUCAGGAGAUACCACUGGGCUCUGCUCCACCUGCGGGGAGUGGACCCCAACGCCUCGCCCCCCCUCCCCGCCAUCGGGACCCCCACUGUCCAACUCAGCCCCCAGCAGAGCGAGCUCCUGUACAGUACGCAGUGCGACUGCUACAACAACUUGGCCGCCUGGAGCUCGAGGAGAAACGCGGGCGGAAACCUUUCCCUCGCUUCACUUCACGCCAGCGCGGGGAACGGCUGA